Molecule: messenger RNA, 1814 nt
Organism: Chiloscyllium plagiosum (whitespotted bambooshark)
Lineage: Eukaryota; Metazoa; Chordata; Chondrichthyes; Orectolobiformes; Hemiscylliidae
Gene: tekt2
Product: tektin 2
Biological process (GO): cilium movement involved in cell motility; cilium assembly
Cellular component (GO): microtubule cytoskeleton; nucleus
Source: RefSeq, a predicted model, not a curated record
AUCGAUUUUAAUGUUGCGGAUUCACAGUCAAUUACGACUGAAACUAAUCGCCUCUCCUGGGUGAAAAAAAAUGGUCUUACUGAGUGGAUCUUGGCUGAUUUCCACACCCUCCAAGGCUACCUCCUCUCGACGAUACAACGUUAACAAAUACAGGGUCAAUUAUUGAUGCAGGGCAUGACUGAAUGGCGCCGCCUGAUUGUAGCACUUCCAGUUGCCAUGGUUGUGUUUGUUCAAGUUCACUUUUUCUGAUUGGUGCGAAGGGUCCGGUCUCCGAGCAACGGUGACAGUGUUUGGGAGGGAGCGGCUGGAACAUUCGUUGUGCGUCGAGCCCGUGAUCCAGACUCCCCUGAAGAACAGUCCGGGGAAAACCCUAUCAAUUGUGGUGAUAUCAUUGUGGCAAAAUGGCGACUCUGAGUUUGAAGGCAGCUCAGAGAUAUUCUGUUCCAGACUGGUUCUCCAACAAUAACCAGAUCUCAACCAAUUCAGAAAGGCAACGUUAUAUGUCGCAUCAGAUCCGCCAGGAAGGUCGGGCCCUACGGAAUGAAACCAACAACCAGACUAAAUGGGACCAAGAAGAUAACAGCACCAGACUCGCUGAACGUAUGGAUGAGGUGGAGCGGUGGAAAGAUGUUCUAGAGAACACUCUUUGUGACAUUAACAUUGAGAUCGAUGCUUUAACCAAAAGUAAGGAUGAAGCAGAACGUGCUUUAGAAGCCAAGAAUCUGAACCUGGAUGUUGUCAUUGAGAAUCUGACCUUACGGGAAGGACGGCAAGACAUUGAUCUUGUGACGGACCAAGUGCAUGAACAGCUUCUUAAGGAAGUCGAGGUGGUCGAAGGCUCAAAGAAAGCACUUCAGCAGAAAAUCACUGAAGCCUUUGAACAGCUCUGUUUGUUAAUGGAAGCUCGUCAACAGCUGAUCUUUGAUAUCAGCAAUAAAAAGGAAGCUUUGAAAAUUGAUGAAGUUGCCUUGACACUCAACAAUAAUUCCCCAAACAUUUCGUUCAAACCAAACCCACUACGCAUUCCUCCAGGAUCCACCACGAAACAGCAAUGGGAUAUGUUCAGUCGAUACAACAAGGAUCGUGCAGAAGCAGAGAUGAAAGCUUCAACCAGUCUCCGUGAAGCAAUUUCUGCCACUAUUAAAUACACUGAUAAUGAAAUAGAGGCACAGCGAGUUGCCACUGACUUUGCCUUCAGGAAGAGAAUCCAUGAGUUUGAACAGGCGCUUAGUGAAUUGAAAUGGCAGGAGAAAAAUAUCUUGGAGGACAUCGCAGAUCUUGAGGAAGAUAUUCGACGUCUUGAAGCAGAUCUUCGAGCUAAGGCAGCUCCUUUGAAGGUGGCUCAUACGAGACUUGAAACUCGUACCUACAGACCUAAUGUUGAUCUCACCAGAGAUGAAGCACAGUAUGGACUGGUGGAUGAGGUUCAUCAGUUGGAGGGCACCAUCGAUGCACUCAAACAGAAGCUUGCCCAAUCUCAGGACGCUUUGACUUCACUGCAAAAACAACUUGCACGAAUACAAGAGGAUAUCGGCUUCAAGACUCAUUCACUGUGUCUUGAUAAACAUAGCAUGGAUGUUAGAGCAAAACUAACCACUCCACCUGAGAAAUAUGUGUCAAAGACAGAUAGCUUUCCCCGCACGCCCAACCGACAACUAUCAGAAAUCAAAUGCAGGCAACUUGAAUUAUUAUAAUAUGGGAUCAAGUACAAAAAACAAAUGAUAUACUUGGUAAUCUAAUGCUACAUCUGCUGUUAUAGUGAAUCUGUAGUGAAAUGUGCUGUGUCACAAAGCAAAUAAAUAAAUAUACACAUG